AUGUGGUCGAACGUUCUUAUGGCGUCUGGAAAAGGGAGGUUUCCAGUUCUAUCAUUAGGGAUUCGUUUACAUAUUAGUAAAGUAGAAGCAAUUAUCAUAGCUACAGCUGUUUUACAUAAUAUUGCUAUCUUACAAAAAGAAGAUACACCACCAACCACACAAGAAAUCCAAAAACAAAUAAAUUUAAUGAACUCUGUAAACAUCAAUGUUAUAAAUGAAAAUGUAAACAAUCAUACAAAUGAUAGAACAAGAUCAACUAUUAUUCUGAGACACUUUGGUGGAAUGUGUUAA
Macrosiphum euphorbiae (potato aphid) is the source of this 291-nucleotide messenger RNA. The record is from the annotation of a GenBank genome assembly. Lineage: Eukaryota; Metazoa; Arthropoda; Insecta; Hemiptera; Aphididae.